Molecule: messenger RNA, 1244 nt
Organism: Phoenix dactylifera (date palm)
Lineage: Eukaryota; Viridiplantae; Streptophyta; Magnoliopsida; Arecales; Arecaceae
Product: protein FLX-like 3
Source: RefSeq, a predicted model, not a curated record
UCCCACUUCCACAUUUCGCAAACAAGUAAUAGAAGGCCGGCUAGGGUUUUAUCCCUCUAUUCCAAGCGAAAGGAAGAAACGAAAGAUCUUCUCCCUCGCGUUCUCCUUUCAUUUUUCUGUAGCACGCAAUGGCUGGUAGAGGUCGUGUACCUCGCAAUGUUAAUGAUGGGCGGCGAGGUUAUCCUGACAUGCCAGAAGGGCCCUUUGUUCGUGGCCCUGUCCCACGUCCACCCCAUCCUGCCCUGUAUGAGGAACUUGAAUUGCAGCAAAUUGAAAUCCGGAGGCUUUUGGCAGACCGUCAUGCUUUCGUUGAAGAUCGUGCUGCUCUGCAGCAGGAACUAAUGGCUGCCAAAGAAGAAAUUCAUCGCAUGAAUAUGGUCAUUGCAGAUAUCCGUGCUGAUAAGGAGGUUCAUUGCAGAGAGUUGAUCGAGAAAGGCUUGAAGCUAGAGUCUGAUCUUAGAGCAACUGAACCUUUAAGAAAGGAGGCAAUACAGCUUCGAGCAGAAAUUCAAAAACUGAAGGUCAUGAGACAAGACCUUGUUGGACAGGUCCAGACUCUUCAACAAGAACUGACAAGGGCACAAGCUGAUAACAAACAGAUCACCAUUCUGAGGAGCGAGAUUGAUGGUCUGCGACAGGAACUUAUGCGGGCUAGGACUGCUUUUGAGUAUGAGAAGAAGGGAAAUAUUGAGUUAAUGGAACAAAGGCAAGCAAUGGAGAAUAAUUUGGUAUCCAUGGCACGUGAAAUUGAAAAGCUGAGGGCUGACUUAGCAACCAUUGAUGGGAGACCAUGGGCUGCAGGUGGAGCCUAUGGGAAGAUACUUGGUAGUCCUGAAGGACCCUUCCCUCCAUCAUUUGGGGAUAACUACAACCUUCAUUCGGGUGUUGACAAGGACCCUGUGUAUGGCGGGCGUUCUGGUCCGUGGGGAGCAUUUGACAAGUCUCGCCCUGGACGCCAUUGAGAAUGACAGUUGAAUUGUCCUCUAAAAUGCACAUGGAUGCGCUUUAGUUUACUCAUGAUGGUUAUAUAUUUAAGGUUUAGAAUUUCUUAUCAUCUUGAGUUAGUGCAUAGUCCACCAGUGUUCACCUGACAAGAUGCUUAUGGUCAUUACGAACUAAACAUAUUUUUCAGUUGUGAUCUAAUCUUUAUAUUUUGUAUUUCAUAGUGCUUGUGAAAUCAAAUAGCUAUAUAUUGGCAUAUUCUGGUUUUACUUUUGAUCCAAAAUUUACAUGUUUUGUUGUUA